Molecule: messenger RNA, 773 nt
Organism: Pollicipes pollicipes
Lineage: Eukaryota; Metazoa; Arthropoda; Thecostraca; Pollicipedomorpha; Pollicipedidae
Product: cuticle protein CP14.6
Exons: 3
Coding region: 11-523 (170 amino acids)
Cellular component (GO): chitin-based extracellular matrix
Molecular function (GO): structural constituent of chitin-based larval cuticle
Source: RefSeq, a predicted model, not a curated record
GUUGUCGGCGAUGAGGCUGUUUGCCGUCGCGCUUCUGGUGGCCUCCGCCGCUGCCGCCCCGCAAUCGUCGGACUUCAUCAGCCAGAGCUUCAUCAUUAAUGGCCAGCCAAAAAUACGAACCCUCAAUCAGAAGUUUGACCAGGAUCUCAGCGGCAACUACGAAUACGCCUACGAACUGGACAACGGACAGCGGGUGGAGCAGGUGGGUCGAGUGCAGCCGGGACCCGAGCCAGAGACCGGCAGCAUCUCCCAGCAGGGCAGCUAUCAGUUUGUCGGCGACGACGGCAACACCUACGAGGUCAGCUACGUGGCCGACGAGAACGGCUUCCAGCCUCAGGGCGCCCACCUGCCGCAGCCUCCAGCUCAGAUCCCCGAGUAUGAGCAGCUGAGGCGGGACUACCCGCAGCUGUUCUGGGCCGAGAGCGGAGGGGCCGGCAUCGUUUUCGACGACCGGCUGCGGUUUAACCUGCCCCAGGUCGGUGACCCACUGCUGGACGCCCGAUUGGAGGAUCGCGUUGUCUAGUCGAAACGGUGUGUGAUGUGUUCGUCAAAACACCUCAAAUCCGCUUAUCUUAUCUUCGUGAUGACACUGUCCAGUCAGAUCCAUGUUGCGCUUUGUUUGCACGCCAGUGUAUUCUCGGUGUACGGCAAGGCAAGCUUGGCUUGCAGGCAACUUCGUUUCGUGUUCUACAUCUGUUCCAUUGGCUUCGUGGUGAGGUCUGUCGGGCAGCUCAAGAGUUUUUGGAAAAUAAAACUGUUGCGAGCAAAUGAAA